This is a messenger RNA of Anolis sagrei ordinatus, 870 nucleotides long. NCBI's taxonomy places the organism in Eukaryota, Metazoa, Chordata, Lepidosauria, Squamata, Anolidae. The record is from RefSeq and is a predicted model, not a curated record.
AUGUCCGGCUACACAGAGAAGCAGCCAUGGACAUCCACAAGAAGCAGGUCCGCCGUGGUGCGUGAACCAGCGCGGGGGGGCCUUCUUGCGUGGCUUCCCCCUCCCGGAGUCCACGAGGCGGAGGAUGGCGCUGAUGGCCGCCCAGGGGGAGCCCCCCUCCCGCAUCGCCCGACAGCUCAAGGUCUCGGAGGGCAGCGUGAGCCAGAUCCUGGGCCGCUUCCGGAGGACGGGGAGCCUGGAGGCGGGGGCCCCGAGGGGAGGGCGCCCCCGCUCCGCCACCACCUCCGCCUAGCCCCCGCCCUGGCCGCGCUCCUGGCCGACCCUUCAGCCCCCCACACACGCCCCUCCGCCGCGGAGAUCCGCCGCCGCCUCCAGCAGGAAGGACUCGGCCCCCGGGGAGGAGGGGCGGCGCUGCCUAGCGUCUCCUCCAUCCGGCGCCUCCUCCGGAGCCUGGAGAGCGGCGGCGCCCGGGUCCCGCACAGCCCUCCGCCCGGAGCAGCAGGAGGAGGGGGCGUCCCCCGGGCCCCCCGCCAGAGCCGGACGGCCUUCUCUCCGCGGCAGCGCCGGGCCCUCGAGGACGCCUUCCAGCGCGACCCUUACCCGGAGGCGCCCGCCCGGGCGAAGCUGGCGCAGGAGGCGGGGCUGCCCCUCUCCGCCGUCACCGCCUGGUUCUCCAACCGGAGGGCGCGGCGGCGGAGAGAGGCCGAGGCCGCCCCGGACCCCCAGGCUCCCCCCGGAGGGGGGCCCUGCUGCUCCUGCGCUUCCUCGGCGGCGGCGUUGUCGUACGAGAGGAGGGUCCCUUGCUGCCCCCUCCCCCCCCCACCCCCCACCCAGCUGCCUGCCUUGACCUCUGGCGGCGCCCCUCAAUGA